UCAAUUUCAAACCCAAACAGUCUGAGGGACGAGCCUGUGGAGAGUGGGCGAGCCGCGAGCGCCUUUACCGAGGAUUUGCCGCGCUUUGUCGUUUACGCCGCCUUUACUUCAGCAGUUUACACCGAACCGUGUCGGUCACCGCGAAUUUUUGCUCCAUUUUUAUGAUAAAUCUACGUUCUGGUUCUCUGACACAUACGGUGGCCGAAAAGGAGAUUUGAGUCAUUUAUUGAAUCGCUGCUGUGGUUCAAUUGCUUUUGUUUUUAUUUGAGAUCGCGGCUGUCCUCCAUUAUUAUCAUGCCGAGGUCCAACAGGCAGAAGGAGUACAAACCCGGAGACCUGGUGUUCGCCAAGAUGAAGGGGUACCCGCACUGGCCCGCCCGGAUCGACGAGUUACCCGAAGGAGCCGUCAAGUCGCCCUCAAACAAAUACCAGGUCUUCUUCUUCGGGACACACGAGACCGCGUUUCUCGGAGCUAAAGAUUUGUUUCCGUAUGAAGAAUGCAAAGAGAAGUUUGGCAAAGCGAACAAGAGGAAAGGCUUCGCUGAGGGUCUGUGGGAGAUCGAGAACAACCCGUCCGUCACGCACGAGGGCUACGAGUCGUCAAAGAAGGACAACGCCCCCGAGGCGGCCAGGGAGACGGCCGGCUCGGAGAAGGCCGCCGCUGAGGGCAGCAGCGACGAGGACGAAGGAACCCUGGUCAUCGACGAGAAGAACGAGAGAGCGGGAACCAAACGGAAAGCAGAAUCCACAGAGGCCUCGCCCAAGCGGCCAAAGGACGCCGAGGCAGAAGCCGACGGCAACAAGUCCAGCACGGAGGGUAAGCUGAACGACGUGGGCGGAGCCAAGGCGUCCACGCCCUCCACACAGAGCGAGUCCAAACCGGACCCCAAGGAAAGCGCCCCCGCCGGGGCUCAGCUAACGGCAGAGAAGGCCGCCACUGACAGCGCCUAACAUCCGCUCAGAUGCAACCAAGAACCUUCAGUGCUUAUCUCUGGAAUCCAACCGUCAACCAGUUACCUGCAAAGGCCAGAUUUCAGCCGUUCCACCAGAAAAUUCCAAAUCAGAAAACAGAACUCGGAGAUUUGAGAGACGAACCUUCAUUUGGGAUUUCUGGGAUGUGGUUUAUCCCAGAAACGUUUGCUAAUUUGACUCCUAAAACAAUUUAAGCGGAGCGUUUUCCCGCUCGUGUCGACAGCGUUUUGGUGUGUAUAUAGUUUUUAUUUUAAGUGCAAUUACAUAAUUACAAAGACUGAAUGAUGGGUGUGGAGCAUUUCUCAGUUGGAGGGAACAACGUGAAUAAACAAAGAACAUUUCUGAGUGAAUUGAAGACAAAAUUCCAAUGCUUUUGUUUUUCCAACUGAAAUAUUGUACAGAAAGGAACCGUUCUUCAGAUCCGUGUUCAUCCGUGUUCCUCGCUUCAACCUCUCUGUAAUUCAGUCCUUGGAUGCAUGAGUUGCACUUCCUGUCUCCUCUCCUCCAUUAUGGUCUUGCUUAUUCAGUGGCAUUUUUUUUACUCUGUGUGUACGCUUCACAGCGGGCGACCCGGUUCUACCGGGCCGGUUCUGGUGUGUGAAGCUCAUUCUGAAACGACCCCCUUGAGAUUGAACCUGUGAGUCAUCAGUGAGCAUCACGCCUGUAGUUGAGAUAGAUUCCUGAAUGUCGUCCGCUUCACUUAGAAACGUCUGCAUUACAGAUCAAUGAUCGAGUCCAGCUGUGGUGGAGUGUCUGAGCGUGGAGGCUGGGUGUAUAUUCAUAAGCUUGGAGGUGUAUCAUUGAAAUUGUAAACACUAAAAAAUACGCCCAUUUGAGUAAAGGUGUGACCCCGCCCCCGUCCAUACCUGGAGCUCCGGUCCGCUCCACGACAGUGAUGGUGUCGUUGUGGAUGUUCAGUCUGUGCUCCGGGGUUCUGUCGUGUUCUGGGAGAUGUUUGUCUGCAGUUCAUGCAGAAGCUGCCCUCAGGGGGGGCAGUUCCUGCUGUUUGAAUAGAGAAGCUGCCCUCAGGGGGGGCAGAACCGUCAUCAGCAGACGCCUCAGAGCAUCAACAGAGUUCUGGGAUUUUGUGUUACUUUAGGAAUCUGCCAAUCAUCUUCUGCUGCUUAGUUGACCAUUGUGACUGCCUGUCGAUUUAAUAAAAAUGUUGAUUACAAAGAA
Oryzias latipes (Japanese medaka) is the source of this 2151-nucleotide messenger RNA. Its product is annotated as heparin binding growth factor. The record is from RefSeq and is a predicted model, not a curated record. NCBI's taxonomy places the organism in Eukaryota, Metazoa, Chordata, Actinopteri, Beloniformes, Adrianichthyidae.